Cyphellophora europaea CBS 101466 is the source of this 900-nucleotide messenger RNA. RefSeq lists its product as uncharacterized. Gene Ontology annotation, cellular component: mitochondrion. The record is from RefSeq and is a predicted model, not a curated record. Gene Ontology annotation, molecular function: oxidoreductase activity. Lineage: Eukaryota; Fungi; Ascomycota; Eurotiomycetes; Chaetothyriales; Cyphellophoraceae. The transcript is spliced from 2 exons. Bases 1 to 900 code for a protein of 299 amino acids.
AUGGCCAACGUCAGGGAAGACUCGAUACCACAUGUUGUUAGAACAGCGCAUGAGCAACGCCAGGCCGGAGUCUGGAACGCAACCGUCAGUCAGAUUGAUGAAGUCAACUCGAGCAUCAGGUUAAUACGGCUGGGCAUCGUCGGUGCAGCGCCCGAACGGACCCAUCUCCCAGGCCAGUAUAUCGACCUCUCCAUCCCCUCGAUCCCCACCAUCGGCGGCUUCACCAUCACCUCCCCACCCCUAACAACGCGAGACCCAACUUCGCCACACAUCGAGCUCGCCAUCCAACGCUCGCCCAACAACCCACCCGCAGCCUACCUCUGGCGCGCGACCCCCGACAUACUGCACGCCCCCGUCUCCUUCCUCAUCGGCGGCAACUUCGUCUACCCGCCCGCGCACCUCACGCACGAUGAAUGCAGCAAGAUCGACCGCGCCGUCUUCGUCGCCGGCGGCGUGGGCAUCAACCCCAUCAUGAGCAUGCUCAGCGCCAUGCACGCGCGCGGCGGCCGCAAGCUCGGCGGCAUGCCCCGCCGCGUCAGCGUGCUGUACACCUGUCGCCGCGGGCGCGACGCUGCCGGCGAGCCCGAGAAGGUGCUCUUUGAAGAUCGCUUGGCGGGCCUGGCGCAAAAGUGGGCCGGCAGUGAAGUGGUCGAGUACCGGUACACGUUCUUCGAGACGUCGGGGCAGGGUCGACAGAACGAGUCGUCUGUAGCUAUUCGGCACCAGGCGCGGAGGAUUCGGCACGAUGAUCUGCUCGAGGCUAUCGGGCCGGAGGACGAUAGAGCAAAUACGGUGGUGUACGUGUGCGGGCUGCCGGCCAUGACAGAUGAGUUUGUGGAGCUACUGAAGACGCAGCCUGGGUUGUCGGAGAAGCAGGUCUGCUGCGAGAAGUGGUGGUGA